This is a messenger RNA of Zeugodacus cucurbitae (melon fly), 2196 nucleotides long. RefSeq lists its product as uncharacterized. Gene Ontology annotation, cellular component: plasma membrane. The coding region runs from base 307 to 1728 and encodes 473 amino acids. The transcript is spliced from 6 exons. The record is from RefSeq and is a predicted model, not a curated record. Lineage: Eukaryota; Metazoa; Arthropoda; Insecta; Diptera; Tephritidae. Gene Ontology annotation, biological process: defense response to Gram-positive bacterium; Toll signaling pathway; MyD88-dependent toll-like receptor signaling pathway. Gene Ontology annotation, molecular function: Toll-like receptor binding; TIR domain binding.
UUGCUUCACAUAUGCGAAUUGUCAUUUAUUAUUGUUUCAACAGCAGUGAUUGUUUAAAAGUUUAUUAUUGUAUAUCGCGUUUAAUUUAGCGCACAAUUUACAGCUGCAUUUCAUAUUGACAUACUAAUAGCACAACUCUCUUGAGUAUUUCAAUUAAAACAAUGUAUUUGUGAGAAUAACAACAGGUAGAUGAAUGGAACGGCGGUAUCAGAUAGGUACCUUUAUAUUGUUUUUAGCUAACUACACGAACUCGCUGUAUGUUUUACUCGCAUUAAGUAGUGUUCAUAUUGCUGAUCAUUGGUUAAAAUGGUGCUGGGCACAAAUGCCGAAAAUGUCAUAUACUUCUCUAUGCAAGUGCCAGCAUUCACUUAUAGUGAAGAAGGACGCCUGCUCGCUGAAACGCCACUUUCAGUGUUGAGUUCUGAAACAUGCGUUAAGCUCUCGGAAAUGUUGAAUGUGCGUAAGAUUUUGAGACAUGCUGGACAUGAUCGUGACUGGCGUGGCAUAGCCGAACUGGCAAAAGUGCGUAACUUCUGUAAUAACAACUCUGAUGAUCCGAUGCAGACGGUGCUGAGUCAAUGGACACAGCGGCAUCAGGCGGAGGCUACUUGUUUGAAUUUGCUGCAUUUUCUUUCUAAAAUCGAUCGUUGGGAUGUGAGCGACGAUAUCUUUACGUUUUUGUUAAAAGAUGCACGCAAUUUUGAGUGCAGAAGGUCAAGUGCAACAAGUGACGCACAUAGAUGUGAGAUUGUGUCAAUUAGUGCGAAUCAGAGUAGUGUAAACCAUUUAGCUGUGAACAAUGAAAAUAAUGACGAUGUUUGCUGCGACAAUACCGAUGAUGAAGAAAACGACAAUGGUGGUUCAAGUUCAAGCUCACCAAGUCCACCGCCAAGUCCUCCACCAGAUGUGGAAUCUCUAAUUGAACGUGUUACGAUAUUAACAAUUGCAAAUGCUCAACCAACCGCACCACCAAUGGAACUUGCUGUGCCGGAAGCAAUGCAUGUAGCUAUGCCAACGCAGAAGCUAAUGACUGAAGAAUGCGGUGAUGAUAAAUACUUAGAUGAAGUGAAUCCGCUAACACGUCAGGAUGCCGCGCGUUUACGCAGAGGCUUGCCACUAACAAAAUAUGAUGCUUUCGUAUUGUACGCCGAUUCGGAUCAAUAUUACGCCAAUGAAAUGCAACAAAAAUUAGAAAAGUAUACUGAGUAUAACUUCCAGCUUGUGUUUAAGAAUCGUGACCUGCUCGGUGGCACUUUCUUUCACGAUGCCGUGACCGAACUCAUGGAGGAUCGCUGUAAUUAUGUGCUGUUAAUUGUAACACCAAAUUUUAGUCGGGAUUACGAGAGUUGUUUCUUCUUUCACAAUGCGCAAACGUUGCAAUUGCAGGAAAAUCGCCGCAAAAUCAUUCCAUUACAAUACGGCUUACAUUUACCGCGUCGUUUACGUGGCCUACAUACUUUAAAAUAUCAUAGCGAUCAUUUUUGGGGCCUAUUAGUCGAUUCUUUAAGCGUUAAAGAAUUGCCGCCACUAACAAAAACCGCAGAAUAUAAUCACACCAUAUCAGCGUUACCAAGUGCACCAAAACCUCCCGACACACCAUUGGUUGAUGAAGUUGGAAUUAAACCCAAAACAAAACCAAGAAUUAAAACGGGUGUUGAAAAACCCGCGGGAAAAAAGAAGUUCUUGAAAAAGCCCGACUGGAUCAAGAAGCAUAAAGUACAAGAAUAACGCAAAUGGUGCCUUAAUUAAGCAACAGCAAGGCGUGUGCGCAUUAGCUGUCGAAUUUUCAAGAAACCAAAAAUGUACAAUGAGAUCAACUGUUGUUUGUCAUGUGCUGUGCCUUUUCAAAUACAGUGGAACUUCUCUAACUCAAAUCAUCAUACUCCACAAAAAAAACGUCGAAAGGGCUUCCGAGUUACAGAAGGUAAUUUGUAUGAACUUUGACUUCUUCUUCCAAUUCAAUAGUUCGAAUUAUGGAGAAAUUCGAGUUAGGGAAGGAAAUUUGUAUGAAACGCUGUUGCCAAUUCAAUUCGAUUUAUGGAUUUAUGGAUCUUCGAGUUAGGGAAGCUCAACUGUAUUUGCAUUUUAUAUAAUUUUAGCUUAAUUUUGUUUAGAGAAUAUAGUUAAAUGCCAUUUUUGCAUCGUCUAUCUCAUAGUUUUAGUGAAAAAUAAAUAAAUGUACUUAAAAAUGUUUAU